Knipowitschia caucasica is the source of this 423-nucleotide messenger RNA. NCBI's taxonomy places the organism in Eukaryota, Metazoa, Chordata, Actinopteri, Gobiiformes, Gobiidae. The record is from the annotation of a GenBank genome assembly.
AUGGCAGAUCUAGCGCUCUUGGAAGAUGUGCAUGCUGCAUUAAGAAGAGAAAGAACAUUCCGUGAUUGGAGUGACUUCUUAAGUGAGUCUGAUGACUGGCUACUAAGCCGCUUCCAUCUGCCAAGGCACGUCUUGGUCCAGUUGUUCGAGAAGUUAGAGCCGCAGCUGGGACGGCAGACCCGGCGUUCUCGUGCCAUUCCGGUGCCACUGCAGGUGCUCUCCACGCUGGGUGUCCUGGCCACCGGGUCAUUCCAACGGGAAAUAGCUGAAAGCUGGCUCCAAAUCUCCGUCUGCCUGUCCAGCACCUCCUCAGUCAGGACCGAGGCCCGUCGUAGAGGCGGGGAUGUGCGGGGUUGGGAAGCAGCGGCCAGGGGCACAUCUCCAGUCUGUGUCCCCUUCAUCCCCCAAGACACCGACGAUUGA